Molecule: messenger RNA, 12952 nt
Organism: Ictidomys tridecemlineatus (thirteen-lined ground squirrel)
Lineage: Eukaryota; Metazoa; Chordata; Mammalia; Rodentia; Sciuridae
Gene: Kbtbd11
Product: kelch repeat and BTB domain containing 11
Molecular function (GO): protein binding
Source: RefSeq, a predicted model, not a curated record
AGGGCGCGGGGUGCCCGGUGGGUACGUGCCUGGCAGCACGGUGGGGAGGGUUGGGGAAGGAGCCCGCCGCAUCUCGAUGAGCGGCCUGCAGCCGCUCCUGGCCAGGCCCCUGGAGACGCCGGGACUGCAGUUUGCGGGUUUCCCUGGCAGCCCUCUGCCCCCUCUGCGGACAGGAGACCCUCCUGCUGGGCUUUUUAAAAUCCCACCACUGCUUAGAUUCCUACCAACCGAGUUCUCUUCGCCCCCCUCACAUCUAUUCACUAACCUUUAUGGCUACUCUACCCACUAAGGCACAUUAUUAGGAUGAGUUCCUCACAGUUCGCCCCAUUCCCUGCGGUUCUCAGCACCCCCUCCGUGUUUCCAACUAGAUGGCAGUUACUCCUGUCUAAUUAGGAACCCAGCGGGUGUCAAUGGAGGCCUUCAGCCUCUUCUCCCGAGCUCAUGGUUCCUAUUAUUAGAAUAAUCCUCCCGCGCCCUGCUGUCACAGAGGGAAGCCCCCCUGCUUAGCUGUGUGUUGGGAACUUGGCGUUCCAGGGCUCCCUUCUGGGUACCAUUCUGCAGGUUUCCAUGCCCGUGGCCUGGACAUGUGUGAUCACAUCAUCAGAAAGCACAGAAAGAAAACAGCUCAAGUGUUUUGCUCUCAGGGUUUAAGGCAACCUUGGGCUCAGCCGGAGGAGAGAAGGCUCCUAAAUGUUAUGGAUAGUGGAUUGCUGGACCUACGGCCUUCCCAGGCAGCAGGGUUUGUGUGCGUCCUUUGGUGCUCUGUGUCCAGGCCCUGACGUGGCUCCUGGGGCACUUUUCCAUGGAAGGCUGGAGGGCUCUGGAAGUGUGCUUUGGGGAUUGUCACAUCACUCUGCACAUUUCCCCAGAUAGUGCCAGUUUGAUGGGAUUUCCUCAUGUGCCAGCAGAAGUCACACAUCAGCAAUGGCAAGGAGAAGGUUUCUGUCUCUGUACGUUGGCUUUCUGGGUCUUUCCCUGAACUGGAUGCAAGAGGCACACCAGUUGUAAGUGCCUCCAUCUGGGAUCCUAUUUCAGUUGUUCCUAAGUACCAAGAGCAUCAAUCGUUCCUUAAUAAUAGCUGGCUGCAGAUCUGGAAUUGCUGAGGCAGCUGUUUGCCUCUGAGCCUCCUUGCUCCUAUAGCCCUGGUCAGGGAGGUCUGCUGAGGAGUGGGCUUCAGAGCUGCCCUCUGAGCAGCUAGUUACCCCACCAAACCAGCAGGGCCAUGCUGGCCCUUCCCUGGAGUUCAGGGUUCUCCUCUCAAAAGUGGCCUCGAUUUUGUCUUUUCUCUUGAAAUUAUUGUGGUUAUGUUGGAGCUCAGAAUAUCUUUGUAAAAAUAUUUAACAAUGAAUGACUUUAAAAAAAUCCACAACUUCCAGAGCUUACCCACCAACCCUGCUCAGGCUAGACAUGACAGUUAGACAGUGCCUCGUGAAGGUAGCCCGCCUCCCUGCAGUCCUGUGCCAUCGUGUUCCUGCCCUCACGACUGUGUGCCUGCUGAGGCACAGCCCCCGCCCAGCCCUGUGCAGCUGACUCUUGAUACAGCGGAGGACAGACGUGCAGUCCUGUCAUCGUAGAACAAACACAUCCGUGCUCCGAAGGAAGGGGUGCGUUCCAUGAGCUGUUUGACGGAGGGCCAUGAGUUGAGGUCUCGGGAUGAGAUGGCGUGGCACAGACCCUGCUGCAGGGAAUGGCAUGUGAGAGAAGGCCACCUUCUGUGAUGACUCAUGGUCACCAAGGACUGUGUCCUGAGAGAGCCAUCAGUGGAAGUGGGGUCAUUUUUUCCAGGAAGAAGUCACAGUGUGUCUCUUCUACUGUGCAUAGAGAAGCCGGGUCCUUGCACCCAGUAGAGAGAACACAACUUGUGGGUACGUCCUCAGACUGUCUGCAGAGUGUAACCUGCCGUGGCCUGCCUCCACUGCUAAGGUCACGGCCCUCCCGUGAGACAGGUCAGACUCAGGCUCCGCUUCCAGCCCUGCAGUCUGGCGGUUCCUCUCCACGUGAAGGCCUGUGGUGGGAGAGGUGAGGUAUCUGCCCCAGAGCUGCCAGCAAAGUCAGUGCAGUGCUGGCCCAGCACGUAGGAGGCCCUGGGAUGCCCUGUGGGGCAGGCUCGGGUCACUCCUGCCUACCCUGGAACUAGUCGGGGUUCCCUGAGAAACAGCCAGGAGAGUGUGUGUGUGUGUGUGUGUGUGUGUGUGUGUGUGUGCAGAUUCACUGAGAAGCCAGUUGAAGGAACUGACUCGUGGAACUGUGGCAGUGUAGGCCAGCGGGCAGGAGACCCAGGUGCUGUGGUUUGAAGGUGACGUGUUUCCACCUAAACUCAGGUUCCACCUCAGUCCCCAGUGAAGCAGUGCUCGGUGGUGUGGCCUGAAGCCACUCAGGAUGACUGCCUUGCCUCGCCUCGCACUCCUGUUGCUGGAAGACUGCCCUUGUCUCUGCCUCUCCUUCACGGCCCACCGUGGGUUGGAGCAGCUCGACAGCCCUCAGAUGCCCAGGAGGUGUCAGUACCGUGUCCUUGGACUCCCGGCCUCCUGCACUGAGCCGGGGGACCCCUUUCCUUUAUAAUGUACCCCAUCUUGGGUGCUGGGUCACGGCACAGAAAGCCAAUGAUCCGGGAAGAGCAGAGGACGCAGAGGUCUCUCCUUGUCCGAGGCCUUCAGUUGUGGAGGAGGCCCACACUCGGGGAGGCCACCUGCUUUGCUCAGAGUCCACGGAUUUAAAUGGAAGGAACGAGAACAAGAAAACAAGCUCUCCACAGUGAUUUGUGGACCGUGUUUGACCUGCGUACGGUGGCCUGCCUGAAGCUGACCACGGGAAACUGACCACAUCACCCUCUGUUCUGGGGAGAGAAACGGGGGGGCACCUGGCCCUCCCAGACCUGGACACAGCUGGUGUGGCGGGUAGCCAGGGAGGGGCUUGCCUGGUCUGUGGGGACCCUCUUUGCUCUGCCCUGACCUGAGGGGGCCUCCCUCUCCCAGGAGACGCCUGGUGUUGGCAGCCGAGUCGUUUCUUGGCUGCGUCCUGCCCGGCACCUCGUGAGCCUCGUGUCCUGUUUGGUCUGGCCGCGUGACAGCACCAGGGUUUCUGUGGACCUGCUGGGGCCCGCGAGCUGGACACAGCGGCACCAAGCUGGCUGGCUGUCUUUGCUGGGACAUGCUCCAAGUCCACUGUGAGAAAGUCCUGGAAGCCCUGUGCACUGGAGGAGAGCAGAGUCCAGGGUCCUUUUUCUGACCGUUCCUGAGGGACUGCUUCCGGUGUUUAUGGCAUCGUGGCAAAGGGCCUCACUGCCCUGUUGGAUUUAGGUUUUGCCUGCAGGCUGCUCCUUGACCCAGGUGCAGAGGCUGGGAAGAGAGUUUUAUUUUCAAACCCAGCACGGCCUGGUUCCCUCCGACUCUAAGGAGCUCAAGUGGCUUCCUGGGCAACCCAAAGCAAAACCCAACAGUGUAGACAGCAAAGACGGAGAACCAGGAUCAAAGCGCACAGCUGGAGAGUCAGCUGACCACAAGGAGGGUAGCAAGACAGGAAGAAAGGAACAAAGACCACGCAAAUAGUGAGAAAACUGAGAAAUGGUAGACUGAGUCCUUACCUGUGAACAACUGAGAUCAGAUGCGUUCAGUUCUCCAACUGAAAGACCUGGAGAGAUGGUGACUCUCACCUGUAGACUCAGGAGUCUGAGGCAGGAGGAUUGCAAGUUAGAGGCCAGCCUGGGUAACUUAGAGUUUCUAUCUCCAAAAGGGCUGGGGAUGUGGCUCAGUGGCAAAACAACCCUGGGUUCACUUCCCUGUGGGGGCGUGCAACGGCUGUAUAUGCUGCCUCGGGGAGACACAGUGAGCCUUUGAAGACAGCCUGAGGUGAGGGGACAGGAGGGGUCUCCGUGCAGUAGAAGCCACAGAGGGGGUGGCUGUAAUAUCAGAGCAGACUAGAGAGAGGCUGCAAGCCCGCAUGCAGCUCUGGUGGUGCGGGGAGCAAAGGGUCAGCUCCUUAGCAGUGCAGCUUCCCUGCGGGUGGCUGGGCAGGCCCCCCUGGGUGGGCUGGGCAUGGGGGCCCUGCGCAGGCAGGCUGCGGUGCUAAGGCAGCAGGGACCGGAGGCCAUGCCUUGCUGGGGGUCUUUCCUGUGCCCCAUUCAAAGCAGAGCCGCGUUGGGACCUGUGUUCUUGAGGCUCGGCUUGCUCCUUCCUGCCAUCUUGCCACCCCUCUGCUGUGGUUUGACAGAGUGUGGUGCUCGCGUCCUCUGGGCAGGCCUCUCGUACUCUCAGGACAUUCACAGGUCUGUGGAAGUCCCUUUGUAGGAAAGCCUCCUAGCUAGGGCCAGUCUGUGACCCCCAGGGAGAAGGUGGCCAUUGGCCAGGUGCAGAGCAUCAGGAAGGCUCUUCUGGUGAGGGUGGUCCCAAGGCUGGAGCCACUUCCAACCCUCCCCCCAGCACGGGCCCUCGGGAGCUGGUCAGGACUGGAGACCCAGCUGUGCAGAGUCAGAGCCCCUCUCCUGGUCUUACUGUCUCACAGCUGUCCCAGGCACAGGGCUGAAGUUUUGGCCCUGGAGGGACCUCAGGAGGGACAUGCUGCCCGUGACACCUCUCUCCAGGCCCUGCACUUCUCACCUGAGGCUGCGGCUCCACCCUUGCUGUUUGGCAUUGAUGUCUUAAAUGACAUAUUUGCCAAAGUCGGACCCUUGUUUUGCAAAAGAGCGUCUCUGAGCCUGACUGUUCUCUCCCCCUGUGUAAUAUUGAAGCUAUUGACUCCAAACUUUCAUUUUAAGGGGGAAACGUGAAAUCAAAAUCACUGUUGGCAACUUUCACCUACAAACCAUAUUUAUCCAGAUGUCACAGAUGUUAAAAAGAGUUUGCAAAACAGGAAAUGGUGGCCCAGCUUGCUCCGAUUCAGUCUGGGGCAGGACGGGAGACGAAUGUGCUUCCACCCUGGAGCCCGCCCAGCAGGAACACGGGGCAGGACACUUCUAGUUCACAGUGACAGAUCACCCUCAGUCAUGAGCCUCCUCCCUCCUCCCUGGAGAGGGCAGACCACCAGGCCUGGGCGAGGCGCCUCCCGCUUCUCCUCCGCCAGGCCCCAGGCCCCAGCAUCCAGGCGGCAAGUGCGCUAGCUUCACCCACAUGGAAUCAGAGUUCCAGCACCUGAAAACCAGAACUCGCAGCUGCUGAGAUUCUACAGAGGAGACACGUGCAAGAUCACAGCCACCGUUGGGUGGGGUUCAACUAGAACGUCACGGGUCCUGAUCAGUGCCUCUUCUAAGUUGAUGGCCACUGGAUACAGAUUGAAAACGGGGUGGGAUGCCCUCUCCCACCUCUUUGAUCUGUUUGGUUAGGAUUUGAGAGUCCCUCUUUCAGUAUUCUCACAAAGGGGCAGCACAAUUGUCAAAAAGAACUGGUGCUGACUGUUCAGGUGUGGCAGACCCCAGACAGCUGUCAGCUGGCUGUCAUUUGUCAUGAGAGCUAACUCUUACUCUUAGAAACCCCAGGAUGCAGGAAGCACCUUCCGGCCCCCUUCCUCCUCUUAUCCGACCCUAGACUCCUGCCUCUCUCCUUCCUUCCUGGUUUUCACUUCCUUAAAAGACACUGGUAUUUUCUGUGUUUAGAAUGCAUGUCAAUGGCAUUGUAUGGUAACUUUCUGCAAAUAAACCUUCAGAAAUUAAGGUUCAUGUUUUUGAGGUGGACUUGGGUGGACACAGGGAGAUCCAGUUUUACCAUUUUCAGAGUUUCGCGGUGGUGAUGUGUACUCGGUAGUCAAGCAGUCCUCUGUGUUUGUACAAAAGGAAUCGGAGGAAUCUUGGUAAAACCUGGCUGAGCCCUCGGACCCCAGCCCCACUGUCCUAGAUUCGUGUCUCCAAGCCGUGGCUGACUUCCCAUGUUGAGACGACAGAGUCCAGCUCCCCACGACCCCAGCCAGCCCCAGCGUGGACCAGGCUUCUUUCCACACUGUCCGCCUUGCUCUUCUCUCAGUUUUCCGUGUGUUCCACAUCCCAGAGGAGACUCACGGGCCCUGAGCAGGAGCCAGGGACACAAGCCCUUGCUUGUGUCCUGCCAAGGCCCUCACCUGGUUUGAAAUCCAUUAGAAUUCGGCUGAGCUCCACGGGGCUGGGACUCCUUGCCGUUGCGCAGGCACCCAGCCCUGUCUGCAAACUGCAGGUGCUCCCCACCUCUCUGCAGUGAGCACUGGUCAUUUACCAGGGUGAGGAGUGCGUGGGUAUCUGAGUAGACGACUGGACUAGCUCCAGGAUCCUGAGUCUGAUGGCAGGGGAUCUGCAGCACGCUCAAGUCAAGCUGACCUAGACGCUGCUCGGGACUGGAUCUCGGCUAGGAACCUGACAGGUUACAACGGUACACCUUUCUCCAGGGUCUCGGUGGUUCUGGGGGUGAUGUUCAUAUUCAUGCUGCACGUCCAGUUGAACAGAUAAUUCUGUAAUCUGGGCCUCCAGGAACAGCAAGUGCUUCCAGUUUCAAAAACAGUGUCACAGUUUGCGUCCUGAUCUCACUUGCAGAGACCCAGAGCACGAUCGGCAUUCGUCUGACGUGGAGACUCUUGAAUGAGUCCGUCUUUCUUUCAGUACUUCAGUCUGACUCAAGGGAUUCAGCCAUGCCGUAGCAGAAGCAGGUGAGCCCUCGGCUUGCACUGAAGGAGGACCUGGGGAAGUCCCCGCCUCGGCACCUGCCGGGGAAGUGACACCUGCCCAGUUGAAAAGGAGCGCCAGCCGACCUGCCGCCAGUGCCUCCCCCAGGUGCACACAGGACAGACACCAAAACUCAGUGAUGUAGAUGAUGGCGCCUGCCUUGACCCCGCAUCCAGAGACGCCUGCCUUGGAACCACUUUUGGAACAGAGUGUGAAUGAUCGGGAGGCACCCGAUGACAGACAAGGGCAGCUGAAAGCAAGGUCUCCGAUGUGCACAGUGACCUUUCCUGACACCCACCUGGCAGGUGCGGAUGUGGACUUGACAGCCUUGAGGCCAGGACACAGACCGCAUCCUCCAGCUGACCUUUGGGUGUAACUACAAAUGGGAGUCAAAAAGAAGGAUCCGGUCUGUACCUACAGUGGAACUAAAACCCAGGUCCUUAAGGUCCCGACCCUUCUGUCUGAGGCAGCAGCGUUGUGAUACAGUGCUCCUGUGGGGACACUGGGGGUCAGACACACGUGACAGACCAGUCCCACAGACAAAGCCACAUCAGCCAGCGCUGCAGCCCCACGUCUGUCCCAUGCGUGGACUAAAGCCUCACAGUCCCGGCCACGCUGCUGGCCGGUUCCUCUCCACCUGAGCAAAUCCCCGGCCAGCGCUGAAGCCCCAGCGUUCAAAAGUUCAGCGAGUGCUGGGCACGCCCUCCUUGCAGGGGAGGAGAGGGGAAGGGCAAGAAGGGAGCAGUGUGCACAGGGGGAAAACUGUGGACAUAGUGAAAUCUGAUCGCGUGCCAGAAAAGCGUGUGAAGCUAGUGACCCCUGAACAACGCCUGGCCACGACCAGGCAUGUGCGGCCACUGAGCGCGCGGGCGGCGGCAAAGCACAGACCGCCAUGGAGAAUUCUGUGGCCCCCUGCGUCCUUUACCCAGGGGACCGCGGCGUCAGCGGGACGGAGCCUGGGGCUCCGGGAGAGGGCAGCCUGCAGCCGCCGGCCACGGGCGAGGGCGCGGCGUCCCCCACGCAGACACCCUGCAGUCUCCGCGCGUCCCUGUGCUUCAGCUCCGGGGACGACUCUCCGCCGCAGUCUCGCGCUGCCGCCGCGUAGGGUGCGGCGGCGUUGUCGCCCUCGCACCGCAGCGGCCAGCGCGUGGUGGAGACGCAGUGGGAGGUCAGCAGCGCGGGCGCCGCGUCGCCGGAGGAGCUAGUGUCCCCGGAAGAGCCCGUGUCCCCGGAAGAGCCCUCGUCCCGCCAGGAGCGCGCGCGCCCUGCGGAGUCUCUGUCCCUGGUGGAGUCCCAGGAAGAGCUCGGAGAACCCGCGCCUGUGCCCCCCGGGGUCGGGACCGCGCACGGAGAGCCCGACCUGGUUAUCGAGGUGUCCGGCCGGCGGCUGCGGGCGCACAAGACGGUGCUGGCGGCGCGCAGCGACUACUUCCGCGCGCGCGCGUCUCGGGACGUGCUGCGGGUGCAGGGCGUGAGCUUCGCGGCGCUGCAGCUGCUGCUGGCCGACGCGUACAGCGGACGCAUGGCGGGCGUGCGGCCCGACAACGUGGCUGAAGUGGUGGCUGGCGCGCGCCGCCUGCAGCUGCCUGGCGCCGCGCAGCGCGCCACCGACGCCGUAGGGCCGCAGCUGAACUUGGCGAACUGCUACGAAGUGCUGAACACCGCCAAGCGGCAGCGGCUCUCGGAGCUGCGCGACGCCGUCUACCGCUUCAUGAGCGACCACUACCUGGAAGUGCUGCGCGAGCCCGCUGUGUUCGGGCGCCUGUCGGGCGCCGAGCGCGACUUGCUGCUGCGCCGCCGUCUGCGCGCCGGCCGCGCCCGCCUGCUGGCCGCCGCGCUCGGGCCAGCCGGGGAGCGCUCAGGCAGCCGCCCGCAGAGCCCGUCAGGGGACGCGGACGCGCGCGGCGACGCGGCCGUCUACUGCUACCACGAGGCGGCCGGCGAGUGGCGCGAGCUGACUCGGCUACCCGAGGGCGCGCCGGCGCGCGGCUGCGGCCUGUGCGUGCUCUACAACUACCUCUUCGUGGCCGGCGGCGUGGCGCCCGCAGGCCCUGAUGGUCGCGCGCGCCCGUCCGACCAGGUCUUCUGCUACAACCCGGCCACCAACAGCUGGAGCACCGUGCGGCCGCUGCGUCAGGCGCGCUCGCAGCUGCAGCUGCUGGCGCUGGACGGCCACCUGUACGCCGUGGGCGGCGAGUGCCUGCUCAGCGUGGAGCGCUAUGACCCGCGUGCCGACCGCUGGACCGCGGUGGCCCCGCUGCCCCGGGGCGCCUUCGCCGUGGCGCAUGAGGCCACCACCUGCAAUGGCGAGAUCUACGUGUCGGGGGGCUCCCUCUUCUACCGCCUGCUCAAGUACGACCCUCGACGCGACGAGUGGCAGGAGUGCCCGUGCAGCAGCAGCCGCGAGCGCUCAGCCGACAUGGUGGCCCUGAAUGGCUUCAUCUACCGCUUCGACCUAUGCGGGGCUCGAGGUGAAGCUCAGGCGGCGGCCGUUCCGGGCGGCGGGGUCAGCGUCUUCCGCUACCACUGUCUAGCCAAGCAGUGGAGCCAGUGCGCCGCGCACCUGCGGCCUCCGGGCGCCCCAGCCGGCCCGCAGCCCUUCCGCUGCGCCGCCCUGGACGGCACAAUCUACUGCGUGAGCCGAGCGGGCACCUGGCGCUUCGUGCCCUCGCAGGAUGGUGAGGCCGGCGGCGACGCAGGCGCCGGCGGCAGCUUCGAGCCAGAGCCACUGGGAGCCCCCCUGGACAUCCGGGGCACACUCUUCCCAUUUGUGCUCAACCUGCCUGAGAAGCCGGACCGGGGGGAGCAGGGCGCGGCCUAGGGCAGGCCGGGAUCACUGGGCAUCUCCCUUGGGCAGCUGUGGGACCAAAGGGGUGGCCCCGAGGGCUGCAGUUCCCAGUGGGUAGGGGGCAGAGGAGAGGAGGAAGAGAGCGGUGGGGUGGGUUGCUGCUCACUGCACCAUGUAUACGCUUUGAGGAUAGAAGCUUUGGGGCCCUGAGGCGUUUUUCCGGUGCCUUUCUCAGCGCUUCUCAGUUCUGGAUUCUUUUUUGCUUCAUUUUGCUUAGUGGGUGGAUGGCAGAAGACGUAAGACGUGCGCAAAUGGCUUUAAGAUGAGAUGCAGGAUACCUAGGGGAGGAGAGGGGUCAACAGAUGGGUCCUCAGGUGCAGCUGCGGCCCUGGGGGUGCAGGAGGGUGAAUAUAAGGUACAGCCCUCUCGGGGAACUGAGCCCUGAGCACGGAGGAGGCGAUUAGAGGUGCUGGGCAGGGUUCCCUCGUGGCCAGGCCAGAGGGAGUCCUAAAGUAGGCCUGCACCAGCUCUUAGUGCAGCUGAAGAGAGAAGUCACCCUUCUGUUUUGUUUUGGGCCUGAGGUUAAAGCCAGAGCUGAUAGGUAAAGCUUUCUGUGAUUUAGUUAAACAGCUCGUGUCACCAUGGCUGCAGUGGUGGUGGGCUCAGCUGUAGAGGGACUUAACCUUUAAUUACCAAUGGGAUUUCUAGGCCCUGGGGCCCUGCAGUGUUUCCUCUGCCAAUCACUGGACACAUCACUGGGGUCCCCGCAAGCCAGAGCAGUGAGGCCAUUGAGUGGAGGGGCCUGGAGUCCUUGGUGGCAUGGUGAUGAUUCACUGUGACUUGACUUUUUGAUCUUUGGUGAUGAAAUGUCACCUGGCAGCACAUGGAAUCAGGAAAGUUCACUGAGAAGGCACUUGUCUGUUUUGAAAGGACCCUGUGACAGCCAGUCUUCUCAUUCCUGCCACCUUCUAGAAGGAGCAAGAGGAACACUUCCUAAAAAAGAGGGUCAGAAUCAUUUUUGACAGUUCUAAAAAUGAAUGAAACAGGCACAUUUUAAACCCAUUACCUAAUGUUUUAAAUGUGUACCAUGUAAUUCUGAUGAGGGAUAUUAAUUUACCAACAUCAUUCUAAGAAAACAAGGCAGAGUGACAUGUCAUAGGAAUAUAACAAGGGAAGAUGUCAUGUAUUUUUAAUGUAGUUCAGCAAGUGACGUUUAUCUCAUUGUGAAUCCCAAAAUACCUGAAUAGAAUGGAAGUGAAACUCACUACUUUGAGAAAGUACAAAGAUAUAAAAGAAAUCAGUUGAUUUCCCCUCAUUUGUUAGGUCAGUUGACUUUUCAGAAAUGCUGGCCAGGACUUCCUGUCCAUUAGUAAUUCAAGGGUAGAACUCACGCUCAUGAACAGGCAAACUGGUUUGGAUUGCAAAUCCAAUUCGUCUUACUGUAAUAGGACAAGUGCACAACUUUCUGGAACAUACCUAGAUGAAACCAUGCAGACCUUGACAUGACUUCCUUAUUAACCAGUGGUGGGAUAGUGGGACGUAGGCGGUGCUUUUUAGAGUCUUUGGUCGUGAAAGUCUUGGUUAAGUGUGUUUAGAAAUGGUCAGCAUGAAACUCAUGCAUGAAGGGAGUGGGAUUCACAGUGGUAGUUGGAGUGUGUUCUGGUGGUGUGCAUGCUUGCUUCUGAGUGUGCAUGAACCAAGAAGAUGUCUUGGAAACUUGGCCAAUCAUUUUGGGAAAGAAAGAGAGACUUACUGAUUUUAUUGGCCUUUUAUAGGCGUAUACUCGAAAAUACUUAACAGCAAAAAGGAACAGGUAGUGUUUUUUGAAGAGAUGUACAUUGUAUAUGGUAGUACAUACUCUCUAGAAUGUUAUUACUAAUGCUAAAAGUUUUAAUAUGAAAAGGGUCCAGGCUAAUACUUUCAUCCCUUAAAUAUCAAAUUCAUAAAACACCAGCAUUGUGAUUCUGCUUGACAAGUCACUCCUGGGACGUCCACUCUUGAGCUGGACCUCCGGAGUGACGGCGCUCCAGAGAGAGGGUAGGAGUGCUGGGUGUCGUUUGGCAUCCCCCGGUGCCCGGGAAGUGAGCUGUUCUUGUUUGGCUUGGUGGCAGAGUGCCCUUGGGAACUGGUGGCAGGUCCCCGAGGCGGAAGGAACGACUGCUUCCUUAGUAGUAAAGGGAUCCUGGCCAACCCCUGUUGACCGUCACGUGAGAACAAAGGCCGGAGGCCCUGACGCCUGGAGAGCACCAGGCUGCUUGCCUUUGUGGGGCCGGGCCCUGUGGUGGGCAGCAAGGCUAGCACCCAUCAAAGACGCCCUUUGAGGACAUGGCUGAGACUUGCCCUGAGGCCUGAGGAGGGUCCUGUGGCCUUCCGUCAGGUGUCUAAGUCUGCGUCCCACGCAGCUCAGGAAGGUAGUUGGUGUGAACAAUCGCUGGUCACUGGGGCGUAGGAAGAGGUUUCUAGGUUUAGGACACCGUGUUCUCCUAAGGUCAGCCUUUGCACACUGGCCUCUCCUGCUGGGAGGACAGUGCCGCUCUCAGGAAGUGUGCACGCGAGGGCUCUGCCCUCUGGGUAGCUGGCAGCAUCGACUCUGGGUUGUCCGUCGAGGGCACGUGCUCAGCGCAGCCCUGUCUCCCUUCUGUUUCGUGUUCUGGGGGGAGCACCCCAGCUCUGACUCUUGACAGCUCUCUGGAUCUGGGUCAUGGUGACUUGAUCUUCCAGGCUGUGGUGACUCCUGUGUCUUUUCCUCUUAAGAAAACGCUGUGCGGAUUGAGUUGCCCUCAGUUAAAUCUCUGACCUGUAUUGGUCUUGCUGCAAAUACUUAGGCAAGAAAUGAGCCAUCUGCUCCACUUGGUUAAUUCUGGGCCUUCAGGGAUUCUGCUGCAGCUGUGUGCUCUCCAGGUCUCUUGGGAAACUUCCUGUUGCUGUUGCUGUUGAUGUCCGCAGCUCUGGGCUCUUUGCUGAAGUUGGGACAGUCGGUGCACAGUUGCCGUCACCUCUUGGCAGGGUGCUUGUUUGUGCUUAGUCAAUGCCUCCCUGGCUGACGGGGGCUUUCUUUGGCGGUUCCGUGUCACUGUUUUGACCCCCUUCUUCUGCAGUGUCAUUAUCUGCGAGGAGGCAGGGUCAGGGGCUCCAAGUGGAACCAGAGGUCGGAGCUGUGUCAGGGUUCCUUCCAGCAGCCACCACAUUUGUGCUUUCUUCACGUCCACAAAGACGACGGGACUCGGGAGCAGCGGGCCCUACACAGGGCCAGUGUGGCAGGUGCUCUGGGUGGCUCGUGCCUGGAUUCGGAUUGAGUGAAAGCCCACAGUUGUAUUGUGAGUUGAACACCCCAGUGCUUGGCAGAGCCUACGUAGUCCCACUAACCAGUACUUACAUGCUGCCCUUUACUAAUGACCAGCUAGCUGUACCUGUGUAAGGCAAGUUCAGAGCAGUGCUACUGUGUCUAUUAUGCGUUUAUCAGCGCUUGAGCAUCAAUGCUGUAAAACCCUUUAUGUGUGUGGACCUAUGCAGAGGUGAAAUAAACUGUGUGGAACGCCAGUGCC